Molecule: messenger RNA, 468 nt
Organism: Ixodes scapularis (black-legged tick)
Lineage: Eukaryota; Metazoa; Arthropoda; Arachnida; Ixodida; Ixodidae
Product: piggyBac transposable element-derived protein 4-like
Exons: 1
Coding region: 1-468 (155 amino acids)
Source: RefSeq, a predicted model, not a curated record
AUGGGUGGUGUUGACAAGAGUGACCAAAUUCUUUCAUAUUACCCCUGUGCAAGAAAUGGACAGAAAAUAUACUACAAAAAGGUGUUCCGUCAUCUGCUAGACAUGGCCAUCUACAAUGCGUUCAUUAUCUACCAGAAGAGUGGCAACACCACCACACAUCUUGAGUUCAGGCUCAAGUUAGUGGAGGGCCUCAUUCAACUGAACUGUGACCCCCAGAGUCGACCCAAGAAAGGGAGGCUCUCUGACAACACUCUCUCGCGACUGACUGAGCGACACUUCCCAGACUACCUACCUCCAACUGAGAAGAAAGAGAGCCCAACAAGAAGAUGCGUUGUCUGCACAAGAAAAAAAAGCUCGCAAGGAAACAAGGACGUGGUGCCCAGACUGUGGUGUCGCCCUGUGUGCGAUACAGUGUUUUCGCACAUAUCACACAAAGGCAAACUUUUGAACGGGAUGUCCUGGGACUGA